Messenger RNA from Anguilla anguilla (European eel), 1906 nucleotides. RefSeq names its product olfactory receptor 8I2-like. The record is from RefSeq and is a predicted model, not a curated record. Gene Ontology annotation, molecular function: olfactory receptor activity; G protein-coupled receptor activity. The transcript has a single exon. Gene Ontology annotation, biological process: G protein-coupled receptor signaling pathway. NCBI's taxonomy places the organism in Eukaryota, Metazoa, Chordata, Actinopteri, Anguilliformes, Anguillidae. The coding region runs from base 303 to 1232 and encodes 309 amino acids. Gene Ontology annotation, cellular component: membrane.
UUCUUUGACUUGAAUGUCAGGAAAUUAUUUCAUAAUUUUAAAAUAUAUUAAGGUUUCUAAGUUAUUUUGAAGACCUGCCGGCGGAUUUCAACCAUGUAGUUCUUUGCAUUUAAUUCAAAUGACAAAUAUUGUGAACAAAUAAUAUUCGAGCUUGAUGAUUUUUGGGUAGGAAAUCUGCAAGCCUUGCAAACAGGCAGUCUUAUCAUUGUUCACAAUCUCCUUUUUCUGUUAGUGGUGCAAGCGAGCACUGGAACAGCUAACGGAAGAACAUCUCGGAAUCUCACUCCUGCUAUAAAACUACCAUGGAGAAUUCAACUAAAAUACUGUUUGUUCUACAAGGACUCAACGAGACAGUGUCAAGCAAACAAACAUACUUUUUCCCCGCUCUAUUUUUUUACCUUUUCACUGUUUUAGUGAACCUGACUUUGAUUACAACAAUUAUUUUGGAGAAAACACUCCAUGAGCCCAUGCUUAUAUUUCUGUGUAACUUGUGUGUAAAUGGGCUAUGGGGUGCCUCUGCAUUUUAUCCCAAAAUAUUGGUGGACCUUUCAUCUGACUUGAGUGUUAUUCCGUAUGAAGCUUGCCUGGCCCAAAUAUUUGUAUUAUACAGCUACGUUUUCUGUGAAUUUACUACAUUAGCAAUGAUGGCUUACGACAGGUAUGUCGCGAUAUGCAAGCCGCUCAAUUACCACUCCACCAUCACGCCUCAGAAAGUAAUGCAAUUGCUUCUUUUUACCUGGCUUUUAUCCAUUUGUGAAGCAGUUGUUUUGGUGGGUCUUGUAGUCAGACUACCCCUCUGCGGAUACAAAAUUGACAAGAUUUACUGCACAGCUUGGGCCGUGAUAAAACUGUCAUGUGUGGACACCACUAUCAACAACGUGUACGGGUACAUGUUCAUGAUUUUUCACUUUUCACAGGUAGUGCUGAUCUUGAUUUCCUAUGUCAAUAUCAUAAAAAUCUCUGUGCGAUCGCGGGCAGAUCGGCGUAAAUUCAUGCAGAGCUGUUUUCCCCAUUUAAUCGCAGUGAUCAGCUUCUUGUUUGCAUUCAUUUUUGACCUCUUGUUCGCUCGCUAUGGUCCCACCAGCCGUUUGCAGGCUCUCCGCAAUGUCAUGUCCCUGGACUACAUCGUUGUUCCACCGCUCCUAAAUCCCCUCAUUUAUGGCCUCAGACUGAACCAGGUCCGCAGGAGAAUAUUUAGAAUUCGCAGCCGGAAAAUACGUGCCCUGAAAUGAAUAUUCUGUCUACUUUGCUGUCCAGGCUGGAAAAGAUAGCUUAAAAAAAUAAAAUAAUAAUAAUAAUAAUACGUGAUUGAUUGAAUUUUACAUUUGGAGCUGACAUGUGGGCGUUUGAAUUGUCGUGAGUCGACUCGUCUCGUUUAGCCUACUACCUACUAUCUUCAUGAUGAUGGAUUCAUUUUUCUUGUGAAGUGAUUUUGUUAGCGAACCCUGUAUAGCCUAAUUUAAUUCAUUCUCUCGUAGACAUGCAGGAAUGCGCCUGACAGACAGUGGCCUGCGCAUUUUUUUAAAUUUACGCAAUGAAACUGCUUCAUGUUUAAAAAAACCGCAAUCCUUCGUAGAGAUAUAAUGACAUUGUCCUGUGUGGGAUUCACAUCUGCUACUUCUAAACCCAGUACUCUGCAAUUAUACCAUUAUCCUGCAGUGUCACUCCGGGUGCUGAGAACUUCUGUUCAUUAGUUCAGCUGUUAACUAAAAAUUACUCCGCAUCAUUAAAAAUGAAGGAACUACCCAAUAAUUCACCCUGACUGAUAACCACUAUUUUAUGAAUGGCUAUGUACCCUGUGGACCUUAAUAAAAUGUAAUUAUAUUUUUUGAAUGUGCCAACUUUUUUUGUUUGCAAUUUUCAUUUUCAUUUCAAUUUUCAUUUCCUCUUCUUUGCAGCACUCAUU